Didymella exigua CBS 183.55 is the source of this 3253-nucleotide messenger RNA. RefSeq lists its product as uncharacterized. Gene Ontology annotation, molecular function: clathrin binding. NCBI's taxonomy places the organism in Eukaryota, Fungi, Ascomycota, Dothideomycetes, Pleosporales, Didymellaceae. The coding region runs from base 255 to 3125 and encodes 956 amino acids. The record is from RefSeq and is a predicted model, not a curated record. The transcript has 2 exons. Gene Ontology annotation, biological process: clathrin-dependent endocytosis; clathrin coat disassembly. Gene Ontology annotation, cellular component: intracellular membrane-bounded organelle; cytoplasm; vesicle.
CUCAGCUUUAGCGCUUCGAUAUCUGGCAGCCAUCGCGAUCAUGGUGUAGGACAGAGUUUGGAUGUUGAGGGCGGUGCCAUGAGUGCAGGCUGUGUCAGCGUCGAUUGGUUGUGGCUGAGUGGCUGUGCGACGCCGCAGAUGCGACCGACUGCAACGUGCAGCAACAGCGACCAGCUUGCCCACCUCCACGCCCCCUGUGACGAUGUUAUGAUCUUUAGCGAUUUGUUUGCGUACGACGACAUCUAGACACCGCCAUGGACGAUCUCAAUGGCCUUGAUUGGUCACAGCCCGCCAAACAGCCGGCAGGCACCCCCGCGGCGUUUCCUCCCUUCCGCCAGAACCACACGCCGCAGCUCUCUGGCCGCUCUACACCUCUGUCUGGGCUAUCUGGGCUGUCUGGGCAAUCGGGACAGCAGUCUGGAGGUGCACAGCAGGCCAAGCCGUUCAAAGCGCUCUCGAAACCCGCGACCCCCGCGAACGACAGCUUCGCAGGCUUAGUCUCGAGCAAGAGCACGAAGCCUGCGGGAAGUGGCCUCUCGUUGCAGGAACGGCAAAAGCAGCUGCAGGAGGAGAAGCUACGGCAGGAGGCAGAGCGGAGGAAGCAAUAUGACGCGAGCUUUGGGGGUGCCGAUUCGCAGUUCUGGAAUAAUGUAGGGACCGGGAAGAGCACGCCAGAGCCCUCGACGUUGGGUGUCAUUCCUCCGCCUGGCUCGAACAACCCCUUUAGCAAGCAGACGCUGUCGCAAACUAUCAACAGGCCAUUUGCCGGCCUCGACACCACCUCGACGCGCCCCAUACAAUCUCCUCCCGGUGAGGACGACCUGCUCGCGGCCUUUAAUAAAGCAGCCCCAGUCGACAGGUCGAGCCACUUCCCUCCUCCUUCCAAUGGCAGCGGCCGAAGCACUCCGGUCUUCAGCGCAACCGCUUCGAGGGGCCACACGCCUCUUCCACAGUCGUCCAAUUUGAACGCUUUCGCAGACGCUGCCGACGACGACGACAUGUUCGGACUCAAGCAGAUGGCUCAGAAGUCAGCUUCACCGGCUCCACCGCCACCCACCAGCGCCGACGAUGACGACAUACUCGGGCUGCUGGGGAAGCCUGUCGAGGAGUUCAAGAGGGAAGAGCCAAGGCUAGUGACAGAGGAGCGACAACCGGAGGCACCGCGAGAGAGAUCCUCGAGUCCCAUGAACGCCCACGACAGGGCUGUUGCUGAACUCGUAGACAUGGGGUUCUCAGCAGAUCAAUCUGCCAUUGCACUUGCGACCACCGAUUCCGGACUCGACGUACAAGCGGCUGUAGGGUAUAUCCUGAACCAAGCGCACGCAAAGACCAAGCAAAGAUCACAAGAGCCGAGCCGAGACAGCUCGCGGCGAAGGCCUGAUGAGUUUGAGGACCGCCCCAGACGAGGCAACAGCAGACCCGGUGCCAGGGAGGGAAGGGGCAAUGAGCCCGUGCCGGCUUGGGCGCGGGGUGAUGAUGCCCGCAGCCGCUCUGGCCAGCGUCGACAUAACGGGCAACAGCAAGAGAAGGACGUCGCACAGGUUGCCUCAGAGAUCGGAAGCAACCUGUUCAAGUCGGCCAACUCGCUGUGGAAGCAAGGUCGCAAACAGGUGCAGAAGGCUGUGUCUGACUUCCAGCAAGAUGGUGGUGAUCCGAACAUGCCGAAAUGGAUGCGUGAUGCACAGGCAGCUGAGGCAGCUCCAAAGACAACCAGACCGCAACGCAACGACGCUAGCGCAACUGACGAAGCCAUGAUGCUAGAAGCCGGAGGACGUCCCAGCAAGCCGGCUCGUCAGAGCCAGCGACCUGACGAACUGCCUGUGCGGCAGAGGCGAGAGCAGGAAAUGUCUCGUAACGGCCUGCCUGACAGGAUGUCUUCACAAUCUCCGGCGCAGUGCCAGCCUACACCGAGCUUUGCAAAGAGGCCUGCAGCGCGUUUGACUAGGCAAGACCUGGAAGAGCAAAGCGCUCAAGCAUAUGUCAGCCCUGCGCGCCGGAAGAAUGCAACACCACAGCCUCAGCCGGAAGUCGAUCUGUUCUCACCCGAGCCAACACCGUCAGCACCUAAAGUGCGCCAAUCAGUGACGACUCAGUCGAACAACCCCUUCCUUCAGACAUCCUCAACACCCAAAACACGAACGCCCGCUCGCACACCAUCUCCGCCUAGACCGAAAGCACCACCUCGGAGAAUACCCCCUGCCCCUUCAUCUGCACUCAGCACAUCUGCUAGGGACCGUCAGAAGGGGUCAGAGGCUUUCAAGCGUGGUGAUUAUUCCGCUGCUCAUAUCGCCUACACGUCUGCUUUGGGACCCCUGCCUGAUACACAUCCGGUCACCAUCAUCGUACUCUGCAACCGAGCUGUGACUAACAUCAAAGUCGGGGAUCCGAAAGCAGCAAUCGUAGAUGCCGAUGCUGCUUUGGCCAUUAUUGGUGUCUCCAAAGGUGAUGGCGAGAAGAUAGCGUCGGGCGGCGCCGAAGGCGACAAAGACAUGAAAGAGUUCUACGGCAAGGCGCUGAUGCGCAAAGCCGAGGCUCUCGAGCACAUGGAGAAAUGGGCGGAUGCGCACAAGGUCUGGAAAUUGGCUGUUCAAGAUGGAGUCGGCGGUGCAGUCAGUAUCUCUGGUCGUAACCGGUGCGAAAAGGCGGCCGCUGGCGGUAACAAUGAUUCCACGCCACCACCUGUCAAGCGCCCGCCUGUCCGGAAGCCAGCGUUGAAGCCCUCUGCGAUGUCAGAUCUUGGUGGCAAUGCGCCUGAUUCGGAGGCUGUAAAGAGGCUGAAGCUUGCUAACGCGGCAGCUGAGAAGGCCGACGAUGAGAAGUUCGCUCUUGCUGAUCAGGUCGACGCGAAGCUCGUGGCAUGGAAGGGUGGCAAGACUGACAAUCUACGCGCGCUCCUCGGAUCUUUGGACAAUGUGCUCUGGCCUGAGGCGGGGUGGAAGAAGGUCGGCAUGGGUGAUCUUGUGAUGCCGAACAAGGUCAAGAUCAAUUACAUGAAGGCGAUUGCCAAGGUGCAUCCUGAUAAGAUUCCUCAAUCUGCCACCACAGAGCAGAAGAUGAUUAGCGCAUCUGUAUUUGCGACACUGAACGAGGCUUGGGACAAGUUCAAGGCCGACAACAAUCUCUGAUCCCAGUCGGAUCGAGGGCCAUCGAGUCAUACGGAAGAUGCGCGCCAUAGGAAGCGUGCCUUGAGUCUUCAUGAGCUGGAAACAUAUAGACGCAUGAUACCUACCUUCAAUCUACUUGUUCUGGCUGA